AUGUGCAUAAAUAGGAUAGGAUCCCCUAUAUUUCAUGACGGAAUUUUUUACAGUUUAAACAAUUCACUAGACAAUCCAGUAGAUAAAUAUACACCGAAUCUGCGAUUGCAAAGCUUCAAAUGCACUGAUAGAAGGAAUCUUUGGUAUACUAAAAAGGAUGUUCGACCCCUAACACAUAUCCUAAAUAAAUUGGCCCUUAGCAACAAUUUAUGGGCACAAAAUAAUCGUUCAUGGGAAUACCAUCAGAGCAACAUAUACUGUACACCAUCAAACUAUAUACUACUAUAUUAUCUGUCAAUAUUUGAGCACCUUGUACGAAUAAGUUCGUAUGAUUUGAGGAAAAAUAUCUCAAAGGCUAAAUUGCAGCAAAUGGACAUGUCACAGGUGUACAUGAAUAUGUUUUUGUGCUUGGAUUGUUUUAGGAAGACAAGAGAUCCAAAUUUUAUGAGAUUAGCGUAUGAAGGUCUGUCUAAGGGGUUAAAUCCAGAUAAUUGUGUAAAAAUACGUGAUUCUGUGGUGAAGGAGUAUUGGCGAUUUUACGAGCUGUUAUUGCACAAAAUUCAUCAAUAUAACUCUGAUAAUUAUUUUUCAAGGUUAUUCAGUGAUUGGGAAACUCAAAACAGUCCCACAGAUACAGCAUCUAGCGAUAAAAAUUCUACAAUUGGAGAAGAUUCUACAAUUGAAGACCGUAGUGUUGAUUCAAUCAAAAAAGGCAAAUGUCGCAGACCAACACAUUCGUAUUUGGAUUUCUCACAAUGUAGUAAUUUUGUAACCACCAAAAAUCGUAAUAUGUGA
Babesia microti strain RI is the source of this 795-nucleotide messenger RNA. RefSeq lists its product as hypothetical. The record is from RefSeq and is a predicted model, not a curated record. NCBI's taxonomy places the organism in Eukaryota, Apicomplexa, Aconoidasida, Piroplasmida, Babesiidae. The transcript has 2 exons. The coding region runs from base 1 to 795 and encodes 264 amino acids.